Messenger RNA from Brienomyrus brachyistius, 5995 nucleotides. Its product is annotated as cyclin-dependent kinase-like 5. Gene Ontology annotation, molecular function: ATP binding; protein kinase activity. Lineage: Eukaryota; Metazoa; Chordata; Actinopteri; Osteoglossiformes; Mormyridae. The transcript is spliced from 18 exons. Gene Ontology annotation, biological process: protein phosphorylation; positive regulation of axon extension; regulation of dendrite development. Gene Ontology annotation, cellular component: dendrite cytoplasm; nucleus. Bases 230 to 3259 code for a protein of 1009 amino acids. The record is from RefSeq and is a predicted model, not a curated record.
GCAGAAAGCCGCAGCUGUUGCUAAUAACCGUGGUAGGUUGUCAACUAAGGGUUUGGUUACUGUUGCUGCUGCAAUGAGAACAUCGGCAGUGCAUGAGAGUGAAUUCAAUCCAUUAAUUGUCAUCAUUUGAGUGUGUGCGUGUGCCUGCGUGUGUGUGCGCGUGUGUGUAUGAGUGUGUGGGUGCAUGUGUGCGUGAAGGGAGCAUGCGUGAUGUGCGGUGUGCGACCACAUGCUCUCCAGCAGGCUGCCGGCUCCUCACUCUGCUCCACUGACCACGCCUCUGCUCUUCCUCUUGUUUGUCUUCAUGAAGACUCCUGACACCGGUGAUGUGAUGAAUAAAUUUGAAGUCCUUGGGAUUGUAGGUGAAGGAGCCUAUGGUGUUGUCCUGAAGUGCAGGCACAAGGACACUAAUGAGAUUGUGGCCAUUAAGAAGUUCAAAGACAGCGAAGAGAAUGAGGAGGUCAAGGAGACCACACUACGGGAGCUUAAGAUGCUGCGCACCCUCAAGCAGGAGAACAUUGUGGAGCUCAAGGACGCGUUCCGCAGGAGGGGCAAGCUCUACCUGGUCUUUGAGUAUGUGGAGAAGAACAUGCUGGAGCUGCUGGAGGAACUGCCCAAUGGUGUGUCACCGGACAAAGUGAGGACCUACAUCUAUCAACUGAUCAAAGCUAUUCACUGGUGCCACAAGAACGACAUUGUCCACAGGGAUAUUAAGCCUGAAAAUCUCCUCAUCAGCUCCACCGACAUUCUUAAGCUGUGCGAUUUCGGCUUUGCACGCAAUCUAUCAGAGGGAGACAAUGCCAACUACUCAGAGUAUGUGGCCACCAGGUGGUACCGCUCCCCAGAGCUGCUGCUGGGGGCUCCAUACGGAAAGGCUGUGGACAUGUGGUCUGUGGGCUGCAUCCUUGGGGAGCUGAGUGACGGGCAGCCCCUGUUCCCAGGGGAGAGCGAGAUCGACCAGCUGUACACCAUCCAGAGGGUGCUAGGGCCUCUGCCACCUGAGCAGAUGAAGCUGUUUUACAACAACCCCCGCUUCCAUGGCCUGCGGUUCCCUACAGUGAGUCACCCUCAGACCCUGGAGAGGAGGUACCAGGGUAUCAUAGGUGCCGUCAUGCUGGAUCUGCUAAAGAACCUCCUGCUGCUGACCCCGUCGGAGCGCUAUCUGACUGAGCAGAGCCUGAACCAUCAUGCCUUUCAGACCCAACGUGUGACAGACCGGUCCAACCCAAUUUCGCCUACACCUGUCCGCUCCUUAAAGAAGAAGCUCCACCACAAUGACAACAACACCUCCAACAGGACCCAUGGAAGCAAGAGCUCAGGGCAUCAUCGCUCCAGCAGCAAGGAUUGCUCCAGCCUGCAUCGCCAUGACGAUCUCCACCCCAACAAUGACAACUUUCUCAAUGGGAACAUGCCUGCCUCCUCCAGUCUCAGCCCUACACUGCACCCUAAAUCCUAUCAGUCCCUGAACCGCUCAGCCUCCUGCAGCAAGGACCUGGCUAACAACAACCAGCCUCACCUUCUCAGCCCCAAGGACACCAAGGGCAAAGAGUUUGAUUUCAACACGGGGCAGAAGGCUGCUGACGGUACCGGCACCAAGUACCUGAAGGGCUCUUCUCGCUCCCAGAAGGGCCAGCACUCCUUCACCGAGGGCAAGACGAGCACGCUUCAGUCCGGUGAGAAGCAUAGCCGGCAUGGCUACGUGGAGUCCUCCCACGCGUCCAUGCCUUCCUCCACUAAAAGUUCAUCGUCCUACAUGAACCUGUCCAAGAGCCAUGGGACGCUUACCGAUGCCAAAUCAGUGGGCAAUCUGAGCGAUGCACAGAGCUCCUGCUACUUUCCUUCCAGCUGCCUGGAUCUGAAUGCUCAGUCCAGCCCGUCGGUCCGGCACCGGGACUGGCCAGCCCCGAGCCCAUCUGGCCGUAGCACCCUGGACUCUCGGCGCUCUUCCACCCGCCACAAAAACCUGGAGGAUGGCAAAUCAUCCGAGCUCCUGGACACUAGUGGGGGAGGGGGGCAUGGACACUCUCUCUCUGCCCCCCACGAAUCGUACCCCUAUGGCCUGGGCUACACCAGCCCCUUCUCCUCUCAGCAGCGCCCCCACCGGCACUCCAUGUAUGUGCGACGUGAGAGACAGAGGGUGCACAGGCCAGACGUGACGAGUCUGACGGUGGGCCAGGGGUUAUCUACCCGUGCCAGCAGCCUGCAGCUCCUCUCUCCUCAGCUGCAGCACCGAACCUUGACCCACCACUCAUUAGGCUCAUCCAGAGAGGACUGCACGGACGAGAGGAGUGACCCGUCCUCCACAGAUGUGACGCACACCAGACCCCCGAUUAAAGAGUCCACGCGGGACACUUCAGCACCAUUUCACACACAACGCCAAAAAAACGAGGUGGGUAUGUACCCAGAACCGCAGACAGAAGACGGAGUUUCUUCCCAGGAGAGCCGCACCAUCUUUAGCAACUCCAUGCCCAGACGGAUAGGCAGCUUCUACAGGGUGCCGUCUCCCCGACCAGACAACACCUUCCACGAGAGCAAUGUCCAGAGCCGGGGAUCCGCUGUGGCCGGGGACGGCGGCACCAUGAUCAACAGCUCCAAGCGCCAGACCACAUUCGACCCAUGGAAUAACUCAGAGACCAUGAACCCUCCAGAACCGUCCAAAGAAAAGGAGAAACAGGGCUUCUUCAGAGCAAUAAAGAAGAAAAAGAAGAAGUCUCAAACGGUUCCUGGUGAUGGACAGGACACCCUAGUACAGAACUCCAGUAGGCUGUCCUCACACAAGAGCAGCCGGCACAAGAACCGAGACCAAGAGAGGGAGCGGGAGAGAGACAGAGAGCGAGAACUUGACAGGGACAGAGACAGAGAUGUUGAAUGGUCUUCAGAGAAGGUCACUGAAGUACCUCCUCAGACCCAGCCACUCAAGUCUCUACGUAAGCUCCUUCACCUCUCCUCAUCCUCCCACCACACCCCGUCGUCUGAACUGCGCUUCCAGCACCUGCCCAACCCCCAGUCCAAAGGGGGAUUUGUCGAAGGGCGUGGUCACUCCGUCAGCGGGUCCUCACAGGCCAAAAGCUGCCCUACAGGCUACCCCCUACCAGGGCAGGUGGAGUCCAACUGGCAUACGUCAGCUCUCGGCCGUGGCGAGGCCACAACCUACCCCGACCAAAUGCCCAGCAAAGCGGAACAGAAGGGGCACGGCUUCGGCCGCUCCUCUCGCCUGCGGAUGCCAAACCUCAACGACCUGAAGGAAACCGCUCUGUAGACCAACACCAUGCCCGUGCCCCCGGCCCUGACCUCUGACCUCUUCACAGCUCAGUCUACUGCCCACUGAGCUGCACGUAUUACAACACGCUCGACAGCAGGAGUGUGGAACACAGGGUUACCCUUGGCGUAGGGGUAGUGCUGUGUACGUCUUAGAUUUUUUUAAGCUUAAAUAUUUGAUAGAAUUUGUAAUAUUUAUGAGUACGAUUUUUGUUUGAACGAUAUAAAUAAUUGAAAACUAUGUAUAUGGUUAAAUUAAAUUCCGUAUAUAUGUGAGAGCUUUAGUUUCUACACAGAGUAAGUAUAUUAAGUUUCUCGCAUAAUUAUUCUAUUACAAUAUGAAUAUUUAGGUGUUCGUGUCAAAAACUAGGUUGUUCAGAACAUACGGUAUUGUAACAAAUAUAUUUUUUGGUUCUUAAUUUGGUUUUAUUCCUCCUUGAUUGUGUGGCCUCUGACCUUAAUUGGAGAUGCAAUCAUAAAGGCUGUUUUUCUACUCAGAUUGGCUGAAGUACAAAACUCGUUUAACAGGCUCACUCUGUUUUAUAUGUUUUACAUUAUUUUCUAUGUCCUGUCUGUAGAUUAUAAGUACUGGACAGGACAUUUAACGACAUAAGAAAAUGUAAGACUGCCUUUGUGCAGCUGUUUUGUUUUUAUAUAACAUAGCAUAUCAAUGGUUCUGAAUAACAGUUUUAAGAUAUUAGAGUUUUGUGCAUUACCAAGGUUUGCCCGUAGAACCACUAUUAAUUACUUUUUGUGUUUUGUUUGGACUGUGGGCUAAAUGACAGGGAUGUGAUGAUCCCUAGAUGAAUCCCUAGCUUGUCCUAGGAAAAAUUACGUGGGAGGUUGGGUCAGUGGCUGUCGAGUGUCCCGCUAGUGUCCUUCCAGACCUGGUCCUCCUAUACCAUGGGAAUAGCUUUGGUUGUGGUGCCAUAUCCUAGCAGCUAAUAGACACUGAAAGAAGCAGUAUGUUUUCUACUGAUCACUGCCCAAAUUGAACAUUUUCCAGUUAGUCCUAUGAGAGAGGAGUUUUGAAUAUUUUGGCCUUAGGUAGGGUAAGCACUUUCCGGGCCACGUCAGUCAGUCUGGCAGUUACCCUAUUGAUUGUAUAUAACUAAGGGAACACAAGUUUUGCCCGUGCACUACAGAAGGAAAUGACAGAAGCGUUUCUUCCUGAAAGGCCCCAUGCUACCCACUUUGUUGCAGGGAUGACUUGAGAGCUACUGCUCCUACUUUAGUGUAAGGAGUUGUUUCUAGUUGCCAUGAUAUUUUUGUCCAGCAGAUGGAGCCAUGCUAAAAAUGCUCAGGAGCAUCCUAGCGCCACAAAAUCCUACAGGAUGUAAACAUUAAGUCCUGCUGCCCCAGCCUUUUUGUCAUUAAACAUUAUGUCACACAUACAGAGGGAAACAGUUGCCAGUGGUUACGUUUAUCAAGUGUUUAUGGAUGAAAUUACAGGACGUAGUGUUUGUCCUGUAUAUAGUCAAUAUCCUGGAGAAAUAAAUCUAAAUCUAAAACCAUAUCACCACUAUUUAAUGAGGAAAUACAGGUGCAAAUGCAGCAAUACAGAAAUAUUUAAUUCAAAAUGAUUUAAGAUUAGAAAGUACUGUAGAUUAGGUAUUUUGAGUAGUUGUUUUCAAAUUUUACUGUAUUAUAAAACUGUAAAUUAUAUUUUGAUAUAAUGUGUAGCUUAGGGAUCUUUUAGACCAUUUAAGACUCAAAUAUCGGAGAGAUUUAGUUUAAAUGUAACCCAUUUAUCCUCACACAAGAUGUAUCACUAUAUUUAUUUUGAUGUGUUAUUAAUGUAAGGUAGAGGCUGAUUCUCUGGGUCUUUCAGAUUGUAAGCCCAUAAGUGAGCCAUCUCCUCUGCCCAAUCUGUGUAGGAGAGCAUUCUUUAUUCCAAGGUUGGGCAACUCCUGGCCUGCGUGGGUCCGGGCUUGGCAGAAUCGGCUGUUUAUUUUCAGGCAGCAUCUGAUUUCGAUCUUAAAUACCAGAUUUAAUCCACUGGCAUGGAUUAAACAACUAAGAGGUGGAGCAGAAUGCCAGCUAACAGACUUGUAAGCCACACGGCUUGGAGUUGCUUUUACUCUCCAGAAAAUCUUACGCAAGACCACAUGGGCCAAAUGUAUGUUGUGUAAUUCAGUUUGAUGAAAAUGUAGGGGGAAAAAUUAAAAUAAAUGUCUAGUCUUUUAAAAAAUCUAAUGUUGCACUUUAAACUGACUACAGUGAGAUACCUUGUCCCAGCUGUGUUCUGUUCUCACAGUAUAUAACCAAUAUGAAACCCAGGAUAUAGCAUCUCUGGUGGAAACCUUUCUUGGGAACAGAGAACUCGUGUUGAAUUUGUGGUCUGUGUGUUUCAGGUACAUUAACGUGAAGUAAGUAUUUGCCUUUUCUACGCUACAUACUGUAAGUUAAUAUUUUUCUUUUUCUGCGAUAAUUGAUUAUAAUCUUGAAUAACACAGUGUAUUAUAUUAAUACCAGUGUGUGACUAUCUCUGGUAAUACAUAUACAUGGAAAAGAACUUUAUCGAUGCUUAAAAGCAAGUUGAAAUUUUUUAUGAUUGUUAUUCAGACAAUCAAAAUUGUAGCAUUCAGUUUUUAUUUUCCUUUUGUUUUUGUUUAUGGCAAAAUUAUGUUUGAGGUGUUAUCAGACAAACAAAGGAAGAGGGAGGUAAUAUAAUGAAAUGAGGUUUCCCGUUCUAAUAAUGUCUAUAACUCAUAAUAAAACUAAGGACUGAAUGAUA